CUUCCACUUGGUGUAACAAAAAUUCUCACGUUCGGUAACGCCUGAAAAUCCUGUAAGCUAAAUCGCUACUUUUUUGCUGCUAAACGGGAGAGUGAGAGAAAUCCAGUGACGUGAGUAAUGCGUGCGCUACUGAGUUUGAUGCUGAGAGUGGAGAGUGAGAGCGAUGAAUGCUAAGCCGCGCGAGCAACAGCAGGAAGAGAGUAAAGUGAGAGAGAGAAACAGUUAGGACUCUCGCGGAAGAAAUUUUUUCACAUUCCUGGAACAUUCUAGAAGCGUGGGUCUCUCAGUCAGUGCAAUGGCGCAGCAAAAAAAUUUGCGAGUGCAAUUUAAUAAUGAAAAGUGUUUUAUAAACGUGAAAUUCAGUGAAAUCCUAAGCUACGAGGACUUGGAAAAUAGUGUGCGCAAUCAACUGUCCUUAAACGGUGGGGUGCUAAAAAUUUUAGACUCAGAGGGAGUUAGAAUCUUGCCAGCAGCAUUCUCAGAAGUCGAAACUUCGUAUUAUAUUAUACGACACGAAGAAGAUGUGUCUGAUGCCAUUGGAGACGUUCCAGUAAGAAAUGGGUAUCCGGAGGCCACUGGGAAUAUUGUGGAGAAUCCAAAUAUGAUGCCAACCCUUAUUGCGAAGGAGCUUCGCAAGUUUUUUAGAGUUCAAAGAACUGUUUUAAUCAACGGUGCCGAGCUGUUGACAAAAAACAAGCUCACUGAGCGUGAAAGGAAGAUGGCAAUUCGAAUAAUUGCUAACCAUCUUCUGCUUUAUCGGCCUCAGCCCAAAAAAGAUGAUAAAAUAGCUUACGCAAAGGCCACCGUGGAGCUCUUUCCGUCCUUAAAAAUAGAUUCUCCGAGGGGAUAUGAUGCAGUUUAUAAUCCAGAUAAACGUUCUGGAUUUUUGGGGAACUGCAUCAAUAGAAUGCUAUCAAGGAAGCGAGAAGAGUGUAAUGUAUUUGAGCCAACUGCAUUGAUAAACCAGGGGAAUUCUUCUCCGGUACAGAACAACAUUGAUUAUUGCAUUGACUUGGAAGAAGUCAAGGAUGAAUUGAAAACGCUUUUCUGGCGAAAUGACGAAAAAAAAAAUUUGAUGCCAUGGAGAAAACCUUCCCGAUCCGACGAAAGUUUUUGAAAACACCACAAAAGAAGAACAUUCUUCUAGAGUAUCCAAGGUUUUUGGAUACACGGGGAUUGAUUCAGCUUGAUUUCCAAUUGCUUUUCCCUGAUAAGAACAACUGCUUGAAGGAGUUGUUUGAUGAAGAAUUUCAAACAAAGCUAUGUACUUUCGGAAAUACUCAAGCAAUGCGCAAAAUAGACAAUGGAUGGCCCACGCCAAUUUGGGCAACUCUCAACUGGCUGUCACUGUUGCCACCAACUGGUGGAGGUCGAGGUCACCAAGGUAUACCAAGUCUCAAAGAAGCCUGCGGAAAUUUGAUACAGUUUUACGAGGCAGGCAGAGUGCCUGAUGCAAAACCGUCUCCAACUAUCAUCGCGCAGGGGAACACAAGGAGCGACAUCAGAAAGUUUUACGUGUCUUUGGAUGAGAGUCUCAUAGUAACCAAUGAUUCCUUUCUUGAUGCGUUGGACAUUAUGUUCAAGAUGCAUUUUGUAUUCGAUUUGGAGUAUGAAGCCUCACUGCGCAACUUUUUCCGUUACAUUCAGAACUACGUGUUCAAAAUUAAGGGAAAUGAAACUCCCAAUACUACUAUCAAUAAGUGUCGUAUGAUUUUGAUGUCCAAUGAGUAAUAUCAAGUGCCAAAUUUGUGAUAAAUUUUUUGAAAACCCAGCAGUUUAUAUUAAAGAUCUGCAAUAUGUGCACUUAUUCAAUUAUGGACCGAAAACAGUUAUAAAAUGCGGAUAUAUAUCUUGCUCAAAAACUUUUGCAUCGCUUAAAGGAUUAAAACAUCACAUGAGUGUUUGUUUCCACGGACAAAUCCCCAGUGUUUCUUCACGUUCAUUGCAACCUAAUGCUCCUAACAAUUCAAGAAACGACCCAUCAACUUUAAUAGAAGAGUCACAACUAACUUUUUCCGAAUAUUAUGAAUCAGAUGUUUCCGUUCAAAGUUUAGAAAAAAGCGAUCAUGAAGAAUUAAUUUCUAGCUUAAAAAAUUUUGCAAAUGAUAUACACAAUUUUACUGUCUCCAAUGUUGUAUUAAAUUUCAUAUUCACUUUCCUUUAUUUAUUUUUGAAUAUUUUGUUUUCAAUAAUUAGAAGUAUUAUAAUGUCAUCUCCUCGCUUGGAAGUUGCAUUAGAAAAGCUUUCUGAAAUUCAAACUUCAUUAACCGCAGUCGUGUCUGACAGUAAAAGUACAUAUAUGAGAAGAAAGAACGUAUUUUCUAAAAUGCCAGAACCGGAAGAAAUUUUGUUAACUAUGAAAACAAAGAGGAGAAUGGAAAUAAGUAGUAAAACUUUUUUGAAUGUACAACAACCAGUUACAUUUGCUAAGAUAAGCCUAAUAGAAACAUUAAAAUUUGUUUUUAACUUGCCCCAAACUCAGACACUGAAGUAUUCACUUGAUGAAAAUGAACAUGACUCAACUUUGAUCAAAGGCUUUCAUGACGGUUCUGUCUUUAAGACUAAUUUCAAUAAUCUGAACAAAAAUGAAUUGAUUUUUAUAAGUCUUUAUUUCGAUGAAUUUGAAACAGUGAACCCGAUUGGAACAAAAAUUGGUAAACAUAAAAUAGGAGCAUUUUAUUUCAAUAUUUGUAACGUUCAACGAGGACAAAAUUCAAAGUUGGAUCAUAUAUAUCUCUUUGCACUAAUAAAAAUGGAAGAUUUGAAAAACAGUGAUUUCAACGAUGUUGUAAAGGUUCUUAUUAAAGACUUAAAAAAACUGGAAAAUGAAGGGGUGGAAAUUAAUUGGAAUGGCAGUAUUAAAAAUAUUAAAGGGUUCUUGCUAAACAUUUGUGGUGAUAAUUUAGGUCUAAACCAUCUGCUGGGUUUUAAAAAAAAUUUUAACAGCGACUACUUUUGUCGCAUAUGUCUUUGUAAACUUGAUGAGAUACAGUACAAAUUUCGAGAAGAAGACUUUUCAAUGAGAACCAAAGAGACUUAUGAAAAUGAUGUUUCCAAAUUAGGUAACAAUUCAGAUCAUAUUAGAGGAGUCAGAGAAAACUCACUUUUUAAUGAUUUGCAAUAUUUCCAUGUGGUGAAAAAUCCUUCUAUAGACAUCAUGCACGAUGUCUUAGAAGGGGUUGCUCAAUAUGAAUUGAAUUUAUUUUUUAAUUAUCUAAUUGAUCAUAAGCAUAACACCCUACAUGAGAUUAAUUCUUUGAUAUCCUCAUUCAAUUUUGCUUUUGAAGAAAGGAGAAAUUUGCCAUCUCCCAUUCGACUAAAAGGAAAGAAUCACAUCGGACAAAAUGCAAGUCAAUGUUGGACACUUCUAGUAAAUCUACCAUUAAUAUUUUACAGUCAUUUCAAAAAUUAUACGGAUCCGAGUUUAAAACAAGUGUGUCAACUUAUGAUAUUAUUAAUAAAAAUUUCUCGCAUUAUUUUUUCUUAUGAAAUCAAAACUUCAUCCAUCAAUGAGCUUAAAACUUUGAUUUUCGAGCACCAUUCUCUUUUAAAAAAAAAUUUCCCUAAUUUCCUUCUGAAAGCCAAGCAUCAUCAUAUGAUACACUAUCCAAGUAUUAUAUUAAAAAUGGGUCCACUGGUGAAUACUUGGUCGAUGCGCUUUGAAGGAAAGCAUUCAUGUCUCAAAACUUUCGCAAAAUCAAGUAAAAAUUUCAAAAACAUACCUAAAUCUUUGUCAAUCAAACAUCAAGAAGUUCUAUAUAAUAAAUUAAUUAAAGAAAAUGAGAAAAAUGAUGUUCAUAUACUUAGUAAUCCAACAGACAGUAUUGAACUUAUUACCCAAAAAUUAAAUAUCACAGAUGAAAAAAAUGACUUAAUUUUUCUAAAACACAUACCAAAUUACAAAGAUUUUGUCUCAGGGGUGUUUUUCUUCUAUAAGGCUUUAAAUAAUCAAAAUGGAUACUUUUAUAAAAUCCUAGACAUAUUUAUGGUACAAACCAAAUAUUAUAUUAGUGCACAAAAAUAUGAAAUUGAAAAAUUUGAUGAAGACUUACAAGUCUAUAAAAUAGUUAUCACAGAUAAUAAUAUCACAAUUGUUAACUUUGAUGAAAUUCAAUGUAAAAAAACAUUUUCCCCAUGUUUCAUGAAUUCUAUGAUAUUUAUUGUUAGUAAAGUAAUUAUAAAUUAAAAUGUAUUUUAAUGAAUAAA
This is a messenger RNA of Phlebotomus papatasi, 4206 nucleotides long. RefSeq lists its product as uncharacterized. The transcript has 6 exons. Lineage: Eukaryota; Metazoa; Arthropoda; Insecta; Diptera; Psychodidae. Bases 1724 to 4186 code for a protein of 820 amino acids. The record is from RefSeq and is a predicted model, not a curated record.